GCUACUGAAGCUUCGUCGCGGGACGACACAGGAUAUGCAGGAUUUCUGUGAGUAUGCGUUGCUGGCCGACACUGAAGUGCAGCGAAUCUUGCAACCAGUCGUACUGUCUGAAAAGUGCCGAUGUGAUGCCGGCUUUGAAGAGAAGCAGAGGGCUGCUAGGCUGGCGAUCGAAGAACUCAGCCUAAAGAAGGAUGAGAUGCGCCUCAGUUCCGCUGCCGAAAACCGGCAAACUGAGGAACAACUUCAGGAUAUCCAGUGCAGGGCUGAAGUUUUCGAGGAAGCUUUGCAGCAGCUUUUGUUUGACAGGGAACACGAGGAAGCGGCUCUGUGGCAAGCAAUAGAUGAAGCAGAGGCGCAGAUAAAAACGUUGCAACAGGAAGAGUCAACCCUGCGCGACCAGAGCAAAUCACUCAUUGCUGGCAUCCAUGCCCUGAAAAAGGACCAUCGGAUAGAACUCGAUGUCGUUGAGGUAGCCCAUGAGGAGGCGAAGCAGAAAAUCAAGCGUACGCAGGCCGAUGAUAGCUUGGCACAAGAUCACAUCUCGGUGCUCGCAAGGCGUAAACAAGACCUCAUACAGACAUGCAACGAACUGCAAGCAGAACUGGCUCAAAUUGAAGCAUCUCAUGCGACCGUGCCACGAAAAGAGUAUCUCGAGAAGGCCGGCACUAUCAAGUGUGGCGUGAAACGGCACGCUCCUCGGCGAGUUAAGGUCGUGUCUGCGGCAACACGACACCCCGUGUCGUUGCUGAGUCAAGUACCGGCCACCCUUGUUUCAGCUGCCACACUCCGUAGACUUUCCCACCAGAGCUCUUCCCUGAGCUGAGGUUGCUGAGUUUAUGGUACGCCAGUAGUUCGGGGAAGCAAGAACCAAAAGAUAAAUUGAUCGGGCACUUCCCGACGACAGGCUCCACCCCACCAAGAGUAUUCACGACAGCGAGGCUGCCGUCCCAUCGUAUACCUAUCACUGAGUCGGGAGAUGGACAUGUGUGCAAACAAACGCUAGGCCACGAGCUAUGCUGUAAUGGAUUGACAAGUGAAAGUUCAAUGUUUGCGGGUUGCACACUGGCCACAUAACGACAGUUGGGUUGUAGCGACUGCCACAUCACAUAUCAUGACGACUGAGUGUUCCAUUCAGUGAUACCUUGCUGCUUUCUUUCGAUGCUUCGAACUACUUUCCUUGCUUUUUCUCUUCCGUGACUUUUUUUUGUGGUGAGAAUCCCGCGAGGACUUGCUACUAUCACUGUCGCUACUAGACGACGUGUCGUCCGAACUGCUGCUCGACGAUUUCCGUUUUUUGUGUUUCUUCUUUUUGCUUCGCCCUUUUUUUUUGUCCCCGUCUUUGUGCGUCUUCUUCCACUCCUUGGCGACCUUUGCGGCGGCGGUGGAGGAUAUCGGGACAGCGUUUGCAUCCGUGGCAAAUUUGGGUUGUAUCACAGCUGUGUGUUCAGGACGUGCCGGCCGCUCUUCCUCAAGCAUUUCAUACUUA
Molecule: messenger RNA, 1486 nt
Organism: Toxoplasma gondii ME49
Lineage: Eukaryota; Apicomplexa; Conoidasida; Eucoccidiorida; Sarcocystidae
Exons: 9
Coding region: 35-823 (262 amino acids)
Source: RefSeq, a predicted model, not a curated record